Plasmodium reichenowi is the source of this 2130-nucleotide messenger RNA. Its product is annotated as ATP-dependent DNA helicase Q1, putative. Lineage: Eukaryota; Apicomplexa; Aconoidasida; Haemosporida; Plasmodiidae. The transcript has a single exon. Gene Ontology annotation, cellular component: cytoplasm; chromosome. Gene Ontology annotation, molecular function: ATP binding; four-way junction helicase activity; 3'-5' DNA helicase activity. The coding region runs from base 1 to 2130 and encodes 709 amino acids. Gene Ontology annotation, biological process: double-strand break repair via homologous recombination. The record is from RefSeq and is a predicted model, not a curated record.
AUGAACGAAGAUGCUAUAAAAAUUUUGAAUAAAUGUUCUGGUGAAAAGAAAAAAGGGGAAGACCUGAAUUCUUGUAAUUUACUGGAGUAUUACAAAACAAAAUAUUCAUCCAUAGAUAUUGAGAAAGCAAAGUUAAUAUUGAAAGAACAAUUUUUGAUACCUGACUUUAGAGAAAAACAAUUAGAAUGUUUAAAUUCGAUUAAGAGGUUUGAACAUGUAUUAAAUAUUAUGCCGACAGGUGGUGGGAAAUCCUUAAUUUAUCAAUUAAUUCCUUUAAUUAUAGAUGGUAUAAGUAUUGUAAUAAGCCCAUUAAUUUCUUUAAUACAAGACCAAAUAGUAUCCUUAAGAAAUAAAAAAAUAGUAGCAGAAACUAUUAAUAGUUCUUUAAAUAAAAAAGAAAAUGAAAGAAUAUUAGAUAUUUUAAAAAGUCAAGAUUUGGGAAAUUUGAAGGUUUUAUAUAUUACACCAGAAACUGCAACAAGUGGAUAUUUUAUAGAUAUAUUAUAUGAACUUUAUAUAAAUAAAAGAAUUUCUCUUAUUUCUAUUGACGAAGUACAUUGUAUAAGUACAUGGGGUUCUGAUUUUAGAAAAUCAUAUAGAAAUUUAAAUAAGAUUCUGGAUAUCUGUCCUUAUGUAAGAACUUAUUGUUGUACUGCCACAGCAACGAAAUUUGUAGAAAAGGAUAUCAUAAGAAACUUAAAUUUUUAUAUAUUUAAUAAAGAUUGUGAUAACAAUAUAAUUAGUAAUAAUAUAAAUAAUAAUAAUAAUAAUAUAAAUAAUAAUAUCAAAUAUGAUGAUCAUAAUAAUAAUUGUAAAGUACUUAAUAUUGUUAGAACCUCAUUCAACAGACCAAAUUUAAAAUAUAUUAUUAUUUAUAGCGAUUUAAUUAAAGAUGAGAAAAAAAAUAGUGUGUGUGAUAUUAUAAAUGAAAAACGAAAUAAAGGAAAAAUUGGUAUCAUAUAUUGUUUUAAAAGAAAUACAUGUGAUGAAAUUUCUAAAUAUCUAAGAGAAAAAGGUAUACAAGCUUUAAGUUAUCAUGCUGGAUUAACAAAUAAUACAAGAAAAAGAAUACAACAGAAAUGGAUUUCUGGGAAGACCAAUAUUUUAGUAGCUACCAUUGCAUUUGGUAUGGGUAUAGAUAGAAAAGAUGUAUCAUUUAUUAUACAUUAUAACUUACCAAAAAGUAUAGAAAAUUAUUAUCAAGAAUCAGGAAGAUGUGGAAGAAGUGGACAUAUAUCUUUUUGUUAUUUGUUUUAUUCAAAAGAAGAUGUAGAGAAAUUGUCAUAUAUAAUUAAAACAAGUUUUUCUCAUUUAGAUAUGCAUGAUGCAAAUAUAGAAAAAAAAUAUGAAAAAGAAAUUUAUAAUUUAGAAUGUGUUCACAACUUAUGUAUAAAUGAAAAAUGUAUACGUUCUCAAAUUUUGUCUUAUUUUGGAGAAACGUAUCCAAAUCAAAAUUUACAAACAAAUAAUACUUCUGACCAUAGUAAAGAAACUUAUAAAAAUCAAACACAUGCCGAGAAAUACAACUUUGAUACUGCUAAUAUGUAUCAUACGUCUGAUCAAAAAAAAGAUAAUUUGCCAGAUGAACAUUUCUGUUGCUCAUUUUGUUAUGACACUAAAGGUUCAAGGAUUAAAAUUCAAAAAGUAAUAAACUUAUAUGAGAAUAAAAAAGGAAAUAAUAUAUCACAAUUUUAUAGUAAGGGUGAGACACAUGAAUAUAAUUAUUUAUAUACGAAUAAUGGGAAACAUAAAUUAUAUGAUGAUGACACAUAUGAUAGCCCCUCGGGCGAAGAACCGCGGGAAAAGAGAAGCACAAAUUAUUAUAAUAAAUAUGAUGAUAGAUAUGGUGAUAGAAAAUUUCAGGAGGGAAUAUAUAAAUUAAAUAAUAAAAAAAUUAAAGGAAAUAUACCUUUUCAGAGUGCAUCUUCUAUUAUUCCUAAACAAAUUCGAGAUAAAGGAAUUAUUGAAGUAAUGAAAGAAUUAGAAAAAAGAGAAGAAGAAUUAAAUGAAAAGACAAAAAAUGAUCAGGAAAAACAUAAAGUAAAUAAAAUGAAUUUACUCAAAAGUAAUUCUAUGAAUGUAAAGAGGAAGCAUGUGUUUUCUUCAUUUAAAAUUCCAAGGAAAAUUUGA